Nerophis lumbriciformis (worm pipefish) is the source of this 930-nucleotide messenger RNA. The record is from RefSeq and is a predicted model, not a curated record. NCBI's taxonomy places the organism in Eukaryota, Metazoa, Chordata, Actinopteri, Syngnathiformes, Syngnathidae.
AUGACCCAAUCCGACGGUAUAAUAAAACCAAAGACCAAGCGCGCCAAGCGCUUCCUGGAGAGCCGAGCACCCAAACUGGCAGAGGAUGGUAAGAGCGCCAUGAUCAUGAAAGGAGGAAACGCCAAUCAAACUGUCACCCAGGCUCUCAAGGACAUAUAUUCCCUGAAAAAGCCCAAUGCUGUUCUUUACAAAAAGAAGAACAUCACAAGACCUUUUGAGGACUCUACAUCAUUGGAAUUUUUCUCCAAGAAGACGGACUGUUCUCUGUUUUUGUUUGGUUCCCACAACAAGAAGCGACCAAACAACCUUAUAUUUGGGCGUCUAUUUGACUUCCACGUGCUGGAUAUGUUUGAACUGGGAAUUGAGAAGUAUGUCUCCCUGAGUGAGAUUAAGAUAAGUAAAUGUCCCGAGGGGACCAAACCAAUGCUCGUGUUUGCUGGUGAACCGUUCGAAAUGGACAACGAGUACAAACGUCUCAAAAGUCUGCUUAUUGACUUCUUCAGGGGUCCUUGUGUGUCUGCCGUCCGAUUGGCAGGCUUAGAACAUGUUUUGCACUUUACUGCUGUGGAUGGCAAAAUAUUCAUGCGCAGUUACAGGUCUUUGUUGAAGAAGUCAGGCUGCAGGACACCACGCAUUGAACUGGAAGAGAUCGGGCCAUCGUUUGACUUUGUUUUAAGAAGAACACACAUUGCCUCAGACGACUUGUAUAAGUUAUCUCACAAGCAGCCAAAGGCUCUAAAGCCCACGAAGAAGAAGAAUAUUUCCCACGAUGUAUUUGGCACCAAGUUUGGCCAAGUGCACAUGCAGAAGCAGGAUCUGUCCAAGCUUCAAACACGGAAGAUGAAAGGUCUUCGGAAGCGAAAGGGUGAUGUGGUCGAUGGUGGGGAACGGGAGGGAGGAUCUUCCAAAGUGGCCAAAAUGGAGAGUUGA